AGUGUUGUCGUGACGGCUGCGUGUCGUCACCGGGGGGGAGUGAGGGAGCAGAGCUAGUCAGUCACUCACCCACCACUCGGCAGGUUCUGUGCUGUGCAGUCUUGCGAUUUUCUUGCUGCUGCACUCACACGCUCUGCAGUUGAGUAAACCGCACACUAAACGCACGUAAAGAAUAUUCGCUGAAUGCGUGCAAAUUCGAAGUUUUCGCAAAAAAGGACUCUAAAAUAGUAGUCGCCAAGAACAAGACCAGCCUAAACUGCUACGGUCAGUAAAAUCUACCGUCCCCUCUUUUUAACCGGACUGGACUGGAGUAAACUGAAAUUCAGAACUCUGUGCUGCAGCAGAAAUACAAACAAACCACAGAAUAAAAUAAUAAUAAUAAUAAUAAUAAUAAUAUUAAUAAUAAAAACAUCGGCGGGAAUGGCUUCAUCUCCGUGCAGCAGCAAUAGCUUUGAUUCCGGGCUAGAGAUCAAAACUCGCUCGGUGGAACAGACCCUGAUCCCGCUGGUUUCCCAGAUUACCACCCUGAUUAACCACAAAGACAAGCCAAGGAAGUCAGAGAAGACCCUCCAAGCCAUCCAGAGGGUGGGCCAGGCUGUCAACAUGGCCGUCGGGAGGUUCGUCACCGUCGGGGAGGCCAUUGCAAUCGAGAACCAAGAACUGAAGGAGGAAAUGAGCUUUGCCUGCUACGAGGCCAGACGAGCAGGAGACACCAUUGCACACCUCACAGACGUGGUCACCUUGGAGCCGCCUGAAACUGAUGGCCGGGCGACAAUCUUCAGUGACAAAGCUGGCAUGGUGAAGGCUGCCAGGAUGCUCCUGUCCUCUGUUACGAAAGUUCUGGUGCUGGCUGACAGAAUAGUUAUUAAGCAGAUCAUCACUUCCAGAAAUAAGGUUUUGACAACUUUGGAGCAGCUGGAGAAGGUGAGCAGCUUUCAGGAGUUCGUGCAGAUCUUCAGUCAGUUUGGGAACGAGAUGGUGGAGUUCGCUCAUCUGACGGGAGACAGACAGAAUGAUCUGAAGGAUGAAAAGAAAAAAUCUCGCAUGGCAGCAGCCAGGGCGGUCCUAGAAAAAUGCACCAUGAUGCUUCUCACAGCUUCCAAGACGUGCCUGAGACACCCGGACUGUGACUCAGCAAGGAUCAAUAAGGAUGGAGUGUUCCAGCGAAUGAGGCUGGCCCUGGAGCAGGUGAUCGAGAUAGUGACUGAAGCCAGGCCAAAUGGAGAGGGGGACAUCCUGCCGGUCAGCAUCUACAUGGGAAUCCGAGAGUUCAAGAACCAGCUGGAAAGCCUGCGAGAGGGCCUGUGCCUGCUGUCCAAGGAGAACCUGACAGCCUUGCUGGAGGUGGUCCUGGAGCACACAGAGGACUUCACAGAUUCGGCCUACACCAGCCACGAGCACAGGGAGCGCAUCCUGGAACUGUCCCGGCAAGCCCGGCUGGAGCUCGAGCAGCUCAAUGCUGCCUGGAUGCAAACCCAAAAUCCUAAAGCCGCAGAAGCAACUGAAGAAAUGGAGCUGGCCAUUCUUAAAACAUGUCAGUGUAUGAAUGAACUCAAGAAAGAGCUCCACAAUGCAGCAGCAGAGCUGGCUGCGGACCUGUUGAAGUACCAUGCAGACCACAUUGUGCUGAAAGCCCUGAAGGUGUCGGGGGGGGAGGGCAGCCUAGAGGCGCUGGCUGAGUACACCUGCAAGCUGUCUGAGCAGAAGGAGCAGCUUGUGGAGACCUGCCGACUGCUACGACACAUUUCAGGAACUGAGCCCCUGGAGAUAACCUGCAUCCACGCAGAAGACACCUUCCAAGUGACUGGACCGCAGAUCAUUUCUGCUGCACAGACACUGGCCCUGCACCCUUCAAGCAAAAUCGCGAAAGAGAACCUGGAUGUUUUUUGCGAAGCUUGGGAGUCGCAGCUGAACGACAUGUCCAUUCUUUUGAGGGAAAUCAUUGAUCUGUUUGAAGGACGUCGAGGAGAGAAGAGAAACUACCUUUCACUACCUAGACCAGGGAAGCUCUCAGCAAAUCUGAAGAAUAUAAAACCAGUCAAACUUGACUCUGAGGAGCAGACAGCUAUAGCUAAAGUGGGUCUGGAGUUACGGCUGCUGACGUCCGACCUGGACUCUGAGAGUGAGAAGUGGGAGGACCAGGAGCACGAGAUUGUCCGGCAGGGGCAGGGAAUGUCCAGCAUGGCAUACUCCAUGUACCUUUUCACCAGAGGGGAGGGCCUCCUGAAGACAACCCAGGAUUUAUUUCACCAAGCAGAGGUGUUUGCUGAAGAGGGUUUCAAAUUAUAUUCUUCACUCCGGGCUUUCUCAACUCAGCUGGGAGAUGAUGAGAGAGCCAUCUUUACAGCAGAGACAGAGAAGCUGGUGGCCCUGUGUCAGAAACUGCAGAUAACCACUAGAAUGCCUGUGCAAGGCAAAAAUUCGACUUUCCUCAAGGUGGAUUCAUCUAUUCAAAAUAUCAAAAGUAUCUUGACAGUAGUUGUCUAUAUUCUCCCUCUUUGCAAUAAGCUAAUCAAAAAGUACAAGUGUGAGCAGAGCAGCUUGGGAUCCCCCCAGAGCUGGAGAGAGAUCCCGCUCCAGACCCCUGUUCAUGAAGACUGUCUCAGUGGAAAGAAUGGCAAUGGCUUUGGAGUGAAAUCUCUGGAGCACCACAUGGCAAACCUCACCUUCCUGGAGAGCAAGUAACAGCACACCUGCAUGGGACAGAAGGACCCUCUGAAAUCAUUAGCAAGAGUAUCCGACACCACCCCAGUCACAUGGAUAAACAGAUCACCUUGAACUGGCAGUGCUAUCCUUUUUAACCAGUAUUGCUGUGUGUUAUUUGUAAUGGGUCAGCGGUUCCCAAACUUCAUGCUUUUUGGUUCAAUUACUUAGUAUCUCAGAUAGUGACACAUACCUUAUAUUAUUUGUACAAAAUAGUGUUUGAAAUUUGAAUUUUUAAAGAGUAUUUGCAAAGUGCAGUGCAACUAAUUGUUAGUAACUGACUAUAAUGGAUAUUCUGUUGGGGAGAGGGAGCAUUUUAAAGGACUAAGGCUAAUAGCAACAUAUAUUGCCCCUUAUUUUGUUAUAAAUGAUCACCUUUGCUACAGUGAAUUACAGGAAGUUGGUAAUACAGGCCCAUAAAAAUAUACUCAAGUGCAGCCAUUUACAUUGUUGCUAAUAUACAGUACAUAUCUCGUGAAGGCCAGCAUUUUUUUUUUUUAAAUCUACACUUUACUACAAACUACUUUGCAGCUUGCUUUAACUUGUAUUACUCUAUACUGCUAGCUUUUUCUUCUUUGUUUAACAAAACAUAUAGUGUACUCACUGAGCUGGCUGAUUACAACAUUGUUAAUUCACUUCAGAUUCUAAAUCCAGUGGCGUCUAUAAUUUUAGAGACCGUACAAUAAAGAUCCUGGUGACGGCCCCACUGAAGAUCUUUGUUUGGGAACUGCUGCAAAACAUUGUAUGGUACUUGAAGUAAUCAUCACAUUGAAACCAGUGGAGUUUUAAAUGUUUUGGUACAAUCUACAAACUGCUGUUUUGCCCUUAAAAUUUUUAAUUAUCUGUAUGGAAUACCUGGGUGAAAGUCUUAACAAAACUACAGAUCCAAAGAAGCUGCUAUAGACUGGCUGUUAAGCACAGAAACUGGCGAUGUCAGAUAUGCUGUAUGUAGUGAACCACUGCUGUUUUAGAGUAGCAGGGUUCCUAGAAAUCUAGUGUUACACAUCCCCAUGUGCUGCUACAGCUGUUUAAAUAACAUACCUGGCAUUGUUCUUUUUGUUGUUAAUACACCGACACCUUUUUACAUUUUUAAAUUUGAAGUCUCUCUCCAAAGGUCUUUUCAAUAUGUCUGCUUUGUGCACAGGUUUGAGAUCAGAGGUGUGUGCUCUUUCUGAUCACUGCCGGUAGGCCUACAUUCCCCCCCCCACCACCACCUGUAUUUCUGGAGAGACACACCCCAAUGAGGCUGGGGCAUAUUUAUUUUUGUAUCAAUAUUGUAUGAAACUGAAGACGAUCUUGUAGAGACGUGACAGGUAUCUUCCUUUAAAGGGAUGUACUGCAUUGUAUUUCAUGUUCAUCCACAACUUUAAACACUCAAUAAGAGAGAUUUUGAAACCUCACGGGCUGGCUGGCCAAGCUUCAUUGGGACGUCUCUUCAGUAAUACAGUUAGGAAAUAAUUAUUCACCUCCCGUCAGUAUCAGAGAGUGGACACACCUCUGCUCUCAAACCCUAGCUAGUUCACAAAGCAGACAUCUUAAAUACCUUUGACAGAGUUUACAUUUAUAAUUGUAAAAACUUGUCAGGAUGUUAACAACAAAAAGAAAAGUCACAGGUACGUAAAUUAAAUAGUUGGAUCAACGCGUGGGGAUGUGUAUUUUUCAGAACCCUGCUACUUUCUUUAAGAUAAAGUAAAAAAAAAAAAAGAAAGACAA
Molecule: messenger RNA, 4416 nt
Organism: Acipenser ruthenus (sterlet)
Lineage: Eukaryota; Metazoa; Chordata; Actinopteri; Acipenseriformes; Acipenseridae
Product: alpha-catulin-like
Exons: 19
Coding region: 421-2685 (754 amino acids)
Biological process (GO): cell adhesion; Rho protein signal transduction
Molecular function (GO): cadherin binding; actin filament binding
Source: RefSeq, a predicted model, not a curated record